Gossypium raimondii (Peruvian cotton) is the source of this 1164-nucleotide messenger RNA. RefSeq names its product binding partner of ACD11 1. Lineage: Eukaryota; Viridiplantae; Streptophyta; Magnoliopsida; Malvales; Malvaceae. The record is from RefSeq and is a predicted model, not a curated record. The transcript has 5 exons. Gene Ontology annotation, molecular function: RNA binding. Bases 159 to 971 code for a protein of 270 amino acids.
UAAGCACAUAUCCGCAGAGGAUAUUUUAUGUUCAACCCCUUAAUCCCCGCAUCAAUUUUCCCAUUGCCUUUAAAUUUUGUUGAAAAGAGAGGAAACACAAAAUAGCAUUUUUUUUCGGUGAAGAAAGAUUCGAUCUCUUUCGCUAGAAACGGGACUGAAUGGCGAUCCAAUCAGUGAAAGUAGGCAACGUUUCUUUGGGUGCAUCUGAGCAAGAUAUUAAGGAGUUCUUUUCGUUCUCUGGUGACAUCGAACAUGUCGAAAUGCAUGGCAAUAACGAGCGAUCACAAGUUGCAUAUGUUACUUUCAAGGAUCCACAGGGAGCAGAAACUGCUGUUCUUCUUUCAGGGGCGACAAUUGUAGAUCAAUCUGUUACCAUAGAGCUGGCUCCGGAUUACAAGCCACCUGCUACUGCCUCUGCAACACCUGCCACACAGAACAAAGAGGCCGGCCAGGCCGAAUCUGCUGUCCAGAAGGCAGAGGAUGUUGUAACCAGCAUGCUAGCCAAGGGUUUCAUUCUUGGCAAAGAUGCAGUGAACAAAGCAAAGGCCUUCGAUGAGAAGCAUCAGUUCACAUCAACUGCUACUGCCAAAGUUGCUUCUCUGGACCAGAAGAUUGGUUUUACUGAGAAAAUUAGUGCUGGCACAACCAUGGUGAAUGACAAAGUGAGGGAAAUGGACCAGAAGUUUCAGGUUUCCGAGAAGACCAAGUCCGCGAUUGCUGCUGCCGAGCAGACAGUCAGCAGUGCGGGUUCUGCUAUAAUGAAGAACCGUUAUGUAUUGACUGGAACCUCGUGGGUCACUGGUGCAUUUAACAGGGUUGCUAAAGCAGCAGGUGAUGUGGGGCAGAAGACAAAAGAAAAAGUUUUGGCUGAGGAGGAAGAAGCCCACAAAUCAAAGGGGUAUGCAAGGAUGGACGAAUGCGAAUCUCCCAAAGCUGGUGCUCCCUCAUCGGCACAAGGUCUAAUCCUUUAAUUUGCCAAAAAAGGACUGUAAAUACCAGCAAUGGAAGGUAUGGAUCUUGCCAUCGGAGAUGUGCUUUCUGGUUUGGACAAUAGUUUAAAAACUUAAAUGUAGGACAGUUUGUCACAUAUUGUUUGAUAUGUUUGGUAUAUUCAACUUUAAAUGAUAAUAAAAAAAAAUGACACUGCAAACAAUUCAGCAUCAA